Molecule: messenger RNA, 3218 nt
Organism: Mauremys mutica (yellowpond turtle)
Lineage: Eukaryota; Metazoa; Chordata; Testudines; Geoemydidae
Product: C-X-C motif chemokine 13-like
Exons: 4
Coding region: 41-358 (105 amino acids)
Biological process (GO): antimicrobial humoral immune response mediated by antimicrobial peptide; inflammatory response; cellular response to lipopolysaccharide
Cellular component (GO): extracellular region
Molecular function (GO): chemokine activity; CXCR chemokine receptor binding
Source: RefSeq, a predicted model, not a curated record
AGGAGUCAUUCAAGCUGCGUUCAGUCUAACAGAGGCCAAGAUGAAGAACCUGGCUGUAGUCCUGGCAAUAGCCCUGAUUGUAACUGACCUCACUACCCUGACUGGUCUACCUAUGGAAAGCCUUCUAAUCAACCAGAGAUGCAGAUGCCGCAAGCAAACCUCAGAUGUCAUCAGUGCUUGGAAGAUUAGUUUUAUUGAGGUGAUUCCUCAGGGGAUUCAGUGUAGAAGGAAGGAGAUUAUACUUACCCUGAAGAAUAAACAGAGAGCCUGCGUGCAUCCCAAUGCACCGUGGAUCCAGCUAUUGCUUCGGAAGCUGACGCAGAGUACCAGCGUCAAUGCAGUGCAAUUCUUUGACUGAUAUUUCCCAGCAAAGGAAACCGACCAGACGCAGGCUGACUAAUGGACUGAAAUUCCUUUCCUGGAAAGCAAUAAUUCACCGAUUUCCCAACUACUAUUACUUCUUUGUCAUACUAUUUUUUACUCUGCUAAGCAUGUUUAAGGGCUGCAGUUUGAAAAUCUAUAGUUACUUGUGGUUGCCCUCAUCAACUUCAGGGGAAAGAAUAUGGAGUUGUGCCUAUUUUGAUUGGAACAGUAAGCAUGAACUCUGCCUUGUGAAUGCUUAAUAUUUCUAUUGAGACAAAUACUGUGAUGAGCUUAGCUCCAAAUAUGUUGUGGAGAGGAUUCAAGUGGACCCUCCCUAUUCCUGCAUAAGUUAACUAUGAAAUAGUUAGUAAGUGUACUACUCUACCCUAUAUCACAGGGUAAAACUCAUCUUCUUCAGCUGUCAGUAAAUGUGCAUCGCUCCCCUCCUGCUAGCUCUCACCCUGGUACUUGGCACCUCCUUUCAAGCACUCUAUAACUCUGUCCCCCGACCCUCAACUCCACCAGUGCUUCCACCCAAUGUCUUGAACAACUGCCUCCGUGUCGUCUUCCACGUGGCCCCCUAGGCACGGUAUGACCUCUGAAAGUCCAUCUGCAAGGCUGUAAGGAUAAGACCUUUGUCUGUAGCCAUAUUGCAAGGUGUAAGGAUAAGACCUUUGUCUGUAGCCAUAUUGCAAGGUGUAAGGCCUUCAUCUGCAGUCAGGUUAAAAGAACAGCAGCCAUUAGCUGAGAAGCAGGAAGUCGCAUCCUCAUAUUCCAUCUAUUCCAUUAAAACAAUGUAAUAUCGGGCUGUUAAGAAGGAGACCCUGUCCUAAUGGCACCCACUAUCACCAGAUAAAGAAACAGAUCUUAAGAUGGUUAAAGAAAACAUAGUUUGACAGCCGUAUCAAUAGCGGUGGUUGUGAAGUCCUCAUUUCUUUAUUGUUUUGUCAUUAUGGUCCCCGCUUCCCUACUGUUUGUCUGUCUGAUCUCUGGCCGGUUCUUUAAUUGUUUGUCUGUCACAGCAUUAAUUUUGCUAGGUGUAAAUUAAUUAAGGUGGUGGGGUAUGAUUGGUUAGAGAAUUUCAGUAGGAUUGGUUAGUAAAACUUUAGUUAAAUAAUUGGUUACGGUCUAGCUCAGCAGGGCUCAAGUUUCACUAUAUAAACUGGGUCCAAAAGAAAGUUCUUUGGGAACAAAUUCCAGGACUCAGUGCCAAGAACAGAGCUGCCAAACCUCACCACUCUGCCAAUGACGCCGUGCAGAAACUGGACCUGAUCCUGACUGGCGAGCACUGUACGUGUAGUGUAUGCAGUCUGGUUUUGGUGCUUGUUCAUAAAGAGAGGAUAAGGAUAUUACGAUGUAAGGCUAUUUCACUGGUAAAAGGUCCUGCAAACCCACAGAAAAUUACAGCCUGAGCCCAAGGAAUUGGGUGAGGGUGGGUACUGAAAUUGACAGGGUUACGCCUGAGCCCUAGGAACGGGGUAAGGGUGGGUGCCCUAGCGUGUGAGUAACAGAGAAUAUUGUGCAUGUAACAGGCCCUAGCCUCUCUGCUUUUCAGUCCCUCUUACAUCACGUCUGCCAUGCUGUCUAUGGUGAAUGUUGUAGAUUUGUACAGGAAAAAAAACCCAAACCCUUCCCUAAUCUCUGUCAACCUGCCUCUUCUUAGACUGCAUGCUCCGUAGGGCAGGGACCAUGUCUUCUUGUAGGUCUAGAAAGAGCCUAAUGUAUUGAAGCCACUACCACAAACAAUAGAGUAUUGAGAGUCUUAUUAAAGCUGUCACCCUGACCCACUUGAGUGUUGGUAAAAUUCGAGGUAGACGACCAUUUCCACGACAGAGCCCAUUUUUCCAGACAACGAUUUGACUGUGUAAAACUUCUGCAUGUAGCAAACCCCUCUUCCACAUCCCUCAUGUAUGUUUCUGGUCUUUUCUGGCUUAUACGUCAAUUAGUUACCUAAGUACAGGACACAGCAGGGUAGAAGAGAGAAACCUAGGAGCCACCUCCUCCGAUUGAUCUUUGAUCCUUGUCUGUGGUCCAGGAACUUUAGUUUCACCUGUGGGUUUAGUGGGGCAGGACUAUUACCCUAGGCCAAGGAUUCUCCCACUUUUCAUUUUGGGGACCACCUCAUGAGAGAAACUCUUAUGGGCCAAUGGCCCCUUUUCCUCCACAAGUUGGUUCUGAGAAUGUCCUUUGGUGCCCAGCCAGGGAGGACUCCAUGAAUCACAUCUGUGAGGCCCUGUUCUUAAGGAAUAAGUAUAUGAUCGAGUGCUACUCCCUCCCCUGCUCAUACAUGCCAGAUGGUAGCAAGAGGCUUUAUUAAAAGGUAACACUCUUCGUGGAGUAACUCUCUGCUUUGCCCCAUUGCAAGUUUGAUCUCUCAUUAUUCAAUCUCUGAUUUACAGCAGGUCCCAACCAAGAUCCCCAUUGUGCUAAGUGUGGUACAAAACACAUAAUGAGACACAGUCCCUGUGUGCCCCAAGCACUUUAAAAGACAGAGGCACAGAAUGGGGAAGUCACACAGCUGGUCAGUGGUAGCAUAGAGAACAGAACCAGGUGUCCUGACUCCCAGUCUCAGCAGCCUAUCCCCGUUCUCGCUCCUGUGAAUAUUUAUGUUCCAUUCACUACUAUGCUAUCUGAGCCACCUAUCUGGAUAAGCAGAAACAUAUUUAGGACUCUGAUCUGGAUCAGUGCCUUCCGCCUCACAGAAGUCCUUUGUGGUGGUACACACUGCUGUGCGAUUCCCACUCUGCUGUUACCAGAUACAAAACUAGACUGGCUUCUCUUUUCCCGGGGUUGCCAUUUCUGUUCUGACUGCACUUUAAUUGUACUGUACAGUAUACAAUAAAAUCAUUUAUGCA